This is a messenger RNA of Verticillium alfalfae VaMs.102, 4578 nucleotides long. Its product is annotated as SERAC1. The record is from RefSeq and is a predicted model, not a curated record. Gene Ontology annotation, molecular function: hydrolase activity, acting on ester bonds; protein binding. The transcript has 2 exons. Bases 1 to 4578 code for a protein of 1525 amino acids. Lineage: Eukaryota; Fungi; Ascomycota; Sordariomycetes; Glomerellales; Plectosphaerellaceae.
AUGCAGGGUUGCAGGUUGACGCACAAGGUCGCUUGCUGUUCCACCUUGAUUGGCUCUGUUGGAGAUAAUGUGACACGAAGCGCUGCUGAAGAUAGAACGCCCUCGGCACCCAAAGUUGACUUCAUCUUUGUCCACGGCCUCGGAGGAGGUUCGAGAAAAACCUGGAGCAAGUCAGGCCUCCAAUCUCAUUACUGGCCCCAGGAGUGGCUGUCCAAGGAUGCCGCCUUUAAGCAUGUUCGCGUUCAUAGUUAUGGAUAUGAUUCGGACUAUCUCAAAGGCAGAGAAGAUUGCCUGAACGUUCACCACAUUGGCAAAUCGCUGCUUGCCGCCAUCAGUACAUCGCCAUUUCUGGCCAAUUCUGACACACGCAUUGUUGCCAUCGGUCAUAGUAUGGGAGGCCUGGUAAUCAAGAAAGCAUAUCUUUUGGCCAAGCAAGACAUAACGCAGCAAUCACUAGCCAGUCGCUUCAGCACUAUUUACUUUCUCGCGACGCCGCAUCGCGGCGCCGACUCGGCGACGACACUGAGGAGUAUCCUCAAGGUUGCUUACGACCGAGCCUAUGUCGGAGACUUGGAGCGAAACUCGUCCGCUAUCCAGAUCAUCAAUGACGAGUUUCGACACUACUCGUCUGGCCUCGAGCUCUGGUCAUUCUAUGAAACCCAGAACAUGAGGCUUUUCAACAGUUUGAUCGUCGAUCCGGAAUCGGCAGUUCUGGGGUAUAGCGGGGAGCAUCAAGUGCCCAUGAACGCUGAUCAUCGAUCAAUUUGCAAGUUCGACUCGUCAAUGGACGUCACCUACACUACCCUGCGAAAUGCGCUUGCCAUGACUGUAGAUCGACUAGCCACUGUUGUUCCUGAGCAGAAGAAACAAGAGAUGCGCAACAGAAUCCGCGACCUCAAGACAUAUCUGGACAUUUCCGAUAUUAUUGACGAUGACUUCCUUAGUGUCUGCGAGUCUCGCUUGAAAAACACCUGUCAAUGGAUCUCGACCAAGCCCAAGUAUGUGAUAUGGCAAGACGGAGACUCGGGGGCUGAGAGGACUCUGUGGGUCAAAGGCAGCCCGGGCGCUGGCAAGUCCAUCCUUGCUGGCUAUGUAAUCGAAAGUCUGAAGGAGUCUGGCCGUCACUGCAGCUACUUCUUCUUCAAGCAGGGCGAUGCUUCAAAAGCCAGCUUGAACCGAUGUCUCCGUACGCUGGCUUUCCAGAUGGCUUGCUGUGACGACACCGUCGCCAACGCUAUUUUGGAGAUGCAGGCUGACGGUGUUCGAUUGGAUCAUGCAGACGAGGGUCAUCUUUGGAGGAUUCUCUUCUCGCCUGGCGUACUCAAUGAUAAAAUGGCCAGGCAUCACUGGGUCAUUGAUGCGGCUGAUGAAUGCUCAAGCGAACCAACGGUUUUCAAGGGUCUUUUCUCAAAGAUUGAGAGUACCGUCCCCUUGAGAAUCCUUAUUACAAGCCGAGACACUGCCGACGUGGACCAGCGUUUGUCCUCACUUGAAUUUCAGCCACUGCCAUCACUGGCAGUCACAAUAUCAGAGACGCGCAAAGAUUCCAUACUUCUUAUUGAGCGCAGCACUCAGGCCUUGAGGGUUGUGAAGCCGGAAGAUCGUACGGCUUUGGCAGAGAGCAUACUUGACAAGUCACGAGGGUCGUUUCUGUGGACGAUUUUGGUGCUUAAGGAAUUGCUACAUUGUCACAGCACGCAAGAAGUCAACCAAGUACUUGAAGACACACCGAGAGGAAUGGAGUCAGUGUAUAAGCGAACAUUGGCCUCCAUGUCACAGCUCACGAGAGGAAGGGCACUGGCGAAAGCCAUACUCAUGUGGGUCACCUGUGCAGUUCGACCCCUCACAGUUGGCGAACUCAACGACGCACUUGCUUUGGAUCUCAAUGACUCUUUUCCACGACUGGAAGAGAGCAUCACCGCAUUAUGCGGGCAACUUGUGGUCGUCGAUAUGUUUCAGAGGGUGCAAAUGGUACACGAGACAGCACGCGAGUUCCUUCUGAGCGACGGUCUGGAUUCCGAAUUUGCCAUCGACAAGACCAAGGCUCAUACCCGUAUGGCCCAAAUGUGCCUGAGAUACCUCGCCGGAGAUGAAAUGAAGCCCCCCCGGACCAACCGGCGACGUACAUUUGCGCAGGUUCAGAGGUCGCGACAGGAGUUCUCCCUCUACGCAUGCGCCGCGUACUCGCACCACCUCUCCAGAGCAGACGCCUUGGCCCCCGAGCCAUUGCAUCUAGCAUCCACGUUCUUCGAGUCUAAUGUUCUAAGCUGGAUAGAGGCUGUUGCCGAGGCUAAGAAUCUCACCCAGCUUACCCAAACGUCCGGACACCUCGCAACCUACAUCAGAGCUGGCAAAGCUGAAACGACAGGCGAUAACACUCAUUUACGCGUCCUUCAGCAAUGGGUCAUAGAUCUGAAUAGACUUCUCGCUCUGUUCGCCAAUGCUCUAGCAAUUGCCCCAUCAGCGGUGUAUUCGUUGAUACCCCCGUUCUGCCCGACCAGUUCUAGAGUCUUUCAGACCAGCGGGCAGACUCGGAGGGUCUCCGUUCUUGGAGCUGCUGAUGAACAUUGGGAUGAUAAGAUUCUAGGCCUUGACUUCAGUCAAGGCCAUCCGAGCGCUUUGUAUCAUGGGGAUGAGUACAUGGCAGUCGGUCUUGACUCGGGACAUGUCAUGAUGUACCAUGCCACUUCUUUCCAGGAAUACAAGACGAUAGACCAUGGAGAGUCACUCAAAUCCAUUGGAUUCAUGGCAAAACUCAACUUUCUGAUAACCUUAAGCAUGAGAAUGCUCAAGGUCUGGGAUAUCAGAAGCGGCAACCUAGUGAAGAGUCUCAAAUGCCCUCCCCGACCAGUCGAGAUGACCUGGGAUGAAGGGACGCUCUACGUCGCCAGCGAGAGAAACUACGUGGCAUCUUGGGAUUUGGGCCACAAUGACAUACAAGAAGAGCCGACUCAGAGUCCAUGGAGCAAUACACCAGGGUUGCACCGCGCACCACCCCGCCAGGUUCCACGUGCACUCGCAUUAUCGGUCAAUCAUCAGAUGAUUGCUGCCUCCUACAUUAAUCAUCCCAUCACUUUGUGGGAUAUGAACGAGGAUGCAUAUGCUGGCAGCUGUGGAAAGUCGAAUGGGAUUGGAGAGACAAGUACUUGCCCCGUCGAUGCCAUGAUCUUCAACCCAGAUCCCGAUAUUUUACUGCUUGCCGUCUCUUAUUUUGAUGGCGAACUUGCCAUUAUUGACCCAUUUGCAAACCAACAGCUGGGAUGCAUUCGUAAGCAUUGCCAGUCUCUCGCCGCGAGCCCUGAUGGACGCCUCCUGGCAGCCGGUGACACGCAGGGCAUUAUCGACCUGUUUGAAUUUAAGACACUCAAAUUACUGUAUCGACUUAAGGGCUAUAACUCGUACAUAAAGCAACUCAGUUUUGCCAGGGAUGGUCUGCUUUUAUCCGACAUCAGAAGCUCGCAGUGCACAAUCUGGGAGCCGGCGACCGUGCUGCAAGACAUUUCAAAGAACGACAGUGCCCUCGGCACGACGUUGUCAUCUGCUGAGCGUCCUGAUUCAGCAACUGAAGGUCGAAUUACAUCCUUAGUCCCCCACCCCUCGGGUGAGAUCAUCUUCGCAGGCAAGAACAAUGGUGAAGUCAUGGUGUAUGACCGGACGAAAGCAGAGCCUUUGUGCAUGCUUUGUGAUCACCAGGCGUCCAUUCGUCUUAUAGCAUGGUGCAAUCAGUUGGAGGCUCUCCUAAGCGUUGAUGUUGCCAACUGUAUCUUGUUGCACAGGUUCACAAAAGCCGCUGGUGAUACCUGGACAGGCCCAGCCACGCCUAUGCUUGAGUUUCGCGUGCAGAGUGGUGGCUGGGCUAUCGUCGAUGUCCUGGUCGGAGAGACAGCGAACAAGCUUCUAGUAUUGACACGCGAGGCCAGCCAUCUGAUCUCUCUGGAUGGGGGAAAGCAAGAAAGCGUGCGGCCUCAUCAGAUGAUCUUAGGCGCCCGCAAAUGGCUGCCCCACCCGCAAUCUCAACAACACUUGAUCUGUAUCGAGGCUACCGAGCUAGGCAUCUACAGAUGGGCAGACCUAUCGCUGGUCAAUUCCCUUCCGUUACAGCUGGGCGAAAGUACUUUAGAGCUCCGCAAUGUCAUGACUUGCGGACUUGAUAGGAGUUCCUUGGUCUUGCUAGAGCUCGCACAUGAGGACAAUAGGUCCAGAACCCAGGAUGUCGUGGCCAUUGUUUCACAAAGCCUCAGCAUUGAAGCUUUUGGACAGUCAGAUCCCCCUCUCAGGCCUAAAAUUCUGAGUCCAGCGUUCAACAUCGCCCACAUCAUCGGGUUUGAUAGGCGUGGUAACCUAAUUUAUCUUGAUCACGCUUCUUGGGUCUGCUCCACGAUCAUCGAUGGGUCACUACUGCCAGGUACAUACGACCAGGAGCUUCCGCCGCCCGAUGUUACCCGCCAUUUCUUUGUUCCCUACGAUUGGUUUUCUGGGGAUUCAGUUCCCAUUUCUGCGAUGGUACAAGGCGACGUUCUUUUAACGCGUGGUGGCAAGCUAGCAAUCGUCAGGGGAGGAUUUGAACACUCAGUUUGA